UCUACAACGCGUCCAUGAAGUCAUAAAGAAGAAAAUAAAACAAAACAAAACAAAACAGAGCAAAAAUGACAGUCAAAACCCUCACCCAAAAACCCAAACCAAGCCUCCUCCACCAAUUCGCCAACUUCACUCGCACAACCGCAGGCCUCGAGAAGACCUGCCGUCUCAUCCAAUCCCUCGCCCAUAUCGCCAUAGAACUCGAUAUCACCCCGGGAUCCACCACGACCGCGCAAUGGCAGACAGCUAGAUCGCAAAUAGCGCUGACGAGACGGUUUUUCCGUUUCUUCGCGUUCAUCGAUUGCUUUAGUCAGGUUUAUGGACUGCUUGGCGGGGCGCAGGGCCAAGGGUUGUUUAUGACCAUGAUUGAAAUUGGGCGGUGGAGUUGUUUGGGGUUGUAUCUUGUUUUGGAGGAUUUGACUAUUCUCCACGCAUUGGGCGUCCACCCCGUCGCCUGGAAUACACCAAUCCUGGUUGAAGCUUUCAAAUUCUGGUUCUAUUCUCUUUCACUAUCCGUCCUCGGUGCUGUUUUGGGCUUGUUAUUUACUUCCCCUUCAUCUGCUGGUAGCAAGACUAGCAGCAACGAGAAACAGAAAGAGAAUAAGAACGCCGAGAAAACGGUACCCAAUACCGAUGAUUCUCAAUCCAAGGCCCAGAGAACAGCCCUCAUGAAGCGCAUCGUGGUCGACGGAUGCGAUCUCCUGAUCCCGGGGGUGUUCGUUGGCUGGAUGCAAAUUAGUGAACUGGUGAUCGGUGUGACGAUGGUGAUUAGUACGGUUGUUUCUGGGGGAGAUGCUUGGGUGAAGGCGCAGGGGUGAGUUGAGUUUGAGCUUUUUUCCUGGAUAGAGAGGUUGCGAAGGCUUUGUUUGUGUGUGUGUGUGUGUGUGUGU
Molecule: messenger RNA, 887 nt
Organism: Aspergillus caelatus
Lineage: Eukaryota; Fungi; Ascomycota; Eurotiomycetes; Eurotiales; Aspergillaceae
Product: PEX11 domain protein
Exons: 3
Coding region: 66-815 (249 amino acids)
Biological process (GO): peroxisome fission; regulation of peroxisome size
Cellular component (GO): peroxisomal membrane
Source: RefSeq, a predicted model, not a curated record